GAGACGGGAAUGGGGUAUUAGUGGGAGUGGCUGGGCCGGGAGUAGUGGAAGCCGAACGGCCGCAGUUCGUGAGAUUUUCCCGUGAGCCUCCGAGCCAAGGCGAGGGCGGCGGAGAGGAGAGGAGAGGAGACGAGACCAGGCGAGGCGACUCGGAGUCGGGGCCAGGGAUGGCAGACAACUCGGAAAGCAGCGGCUCCGUUCACCGCCGGUGUUUGAGCCAUUCUUCGGCGGAGAGAAGCCCCCCGCCCGGUUCGGGCUCGUCCAAAUGGAUUCGGUUAAACGUCGGCGGGACCUAUUUUUUAACAACUAGACAGACGUUAUGUCGAGAUCCCAAAUCGUUUCUUUACAGGCUGAGCCAAGCGGACCCGGAGCUCGAUUCCGACAAGGAUGAAACUGGUGCCUAUCUCAUCGACAGAGACCCGACUUACUUCGGGCCGGUUCUGAACUACUUGAGGCACGGCAAACUGGUGCUUAACCGGGAUUUAGCAGAGGAAGGUGUCCUGGAAGAAGCCGAAUUUUACAAUAUCACAUCAUUAAUAAAGCUGAUUAAGGACAAGAUCAGGGAAAGGGACUGUAAGACAUCGCAGGUUCCAGUCAAGCAUGUAUACCGAGUGCUUCAGUGCCAGGAGGAAGAACUAACCCAGAUGGUGUCCACCAUGUCCGACGGCUGGAAGUUCGAACAGCUUGUCAGUAUAGGUUACGGGCGGGCCCAGCAGUCAGAGUUUCUACUCAUUGUGUCAAGGGAGGUGAAGGGAGACCAGUCUGCUUUGCCAAACCACAGCGGAGAGCUGGUCAGCAUCGGCUCGUCUUACAACUACGGCAACGAAGAUCAAGCCGAGUUCCUGUGCGUGGUGUCCAAGGAGCUCCACAAUCAAUCGUACGGGACAAACAGCGAGCCCAGCGAGAAGGCCAAGAUUCUUCAGGAGCGGGGUUCUCGCAUGUGAGAAAGGAGCGAGUAUUGUGCUGUCCAGGUGUUCUGAUGCAAACAUAUCAUCUUAUUGGGCACAAGAGGAGCUCCAAGCGGCAGCGUUGUGCAUUUCUGUUGUUUCCCUCGACUUUGGUUUUGACUUCUUGAUGUAAAUAUGACUGCUUACUGACAAUUGGUGCCUGCACAUUGGAACUGGAACUUCUCAACUUGGGGCAGAUCUUUUUGAUUUUGAAGCUAAUUGAAAAAAAAAUGUAUAUACGAGGCUGUCGUCAUCAUAUCGGCCAGUGAUUCACUCAGGGUCAUCUAUCGAGCUAUUGACUUAUUGAUAUCCUUCAACUUGAUCUGGCAAAGGAUGCGCUUUUUGCAAAUCCAAAUUUGAACUGAAGUCAAAAAUGUUUCGCCUCUUUUUCAAAGCUGCUUGACUGAGGUUGGAGGUCACGGUUCCUACUUGAUCAUUCUGUAGCGCCGUGCGCUGAAUGCGUCUUCCAACAACGCCUCGUUACUGCGCUCAACUUUUAUGUGCUUAAAUGGGACAUUUCGCGCUUUUAACUCAUCGGCUGACGUUGAUGGCGAGAGAUUUCCGUUUGAACUGGGAGGGUUGGAAGCACAUGUUUUAACGCUUGAAUGAACGAGUAAGUAAACGGGCGUUAACUUGUUUUCUGCCUUUGAGCUAGCGUGGUUAAAAGCGGAUGAGUGAGUCAUGCAUGUAUUUCAAGUUAUUUUGUGUUAACUCGAGUUAACUUGUGAAUCUGGACUAAAUAAGGAAAUAACUGGGGUUAACAUGUGAGUUAUCUCACACGUUAACUCGAGUCGCGAGUUAACUAAUGAACCUGGACUAAGUCAUGAAGUAAUUCGAGUUAACUCUCACAUUAACUAUACUUGGCGCUUGAGUUGACAUCAGUUAAUGCACGAGUUAACUCCCGCACUAACACAAGUUAGAUCUUGAGUUAACUCAUUUUCUGCCAUUGACUACGAAAACUGUCAAAUCCAUGUGAGAAGAGAAUGACCAUAAUUUUUGGACUAUAAACCGCUACUUUUUUCCCUUAUUUUGAAUCCUGCGGUUUAUAAUCCAGUGUGGCUUCAUUGUUGAUUUAUUUGGGUGAAUAGGUAACACUUUAUUUGACAGUGGCGUCAUAAGACUGCCAUUAGACCGUCAUAAUUAUGACAUGACACAAUCACGGGCGGUAAUGAAUGCUUAUGACGGUUGUCAUUUACCAUAAUUUUUCGGACUAUGAGGCGUACCUGACUAUAUUGCCGCCUCCCACCAAAUUUGAUACGAAAACAGCAUUUGUUCAUUGAUAAGCCGCACUGGACUAUAAGACGCCACUGUCCUCGCUGUGUUAUGGGAUAUUUACACCAAAAGAUAUUAAUUCAAUAUUACUUUAUUUGACAGCGGCAUCAUAGGACAGUCAUGAGACCAAAUGAACCACCAUGAAGCUUUGAACCAAUUGGCUUUAAAGCCUCAUUGCUUCAAGAAGCUUCAUUUGGCCUUCACUGAGCCCUUGUGGGAGACAGUCAACCUCUGCUGCCACCUGCUGUCAACACUGGUUUGGUCCACCAUGCCUCCUAGCAUGUAUUGCAGCGUUACAGAUGUACAUUACAAUCAAAAUUCAUGUUUUGUGCUAAUGAUUUCCUCAGUUGCUGUUCUAGUUGUUUCAUUAAUCACUAGUUAUGGUAUUUGGUACACUUUAUUUGGCAGUGGUAUCAAAAGCCUGUCAUAAGACCAUCAUAAUUAUAACAUGACACUGCCAUGAGCAUUCAUUAAUGCUUAUGACAGAUGUUAUUUUGUGUCUACCGGAAAAUUAUCUCACUUUUGAAUGGAUGUAAAAGAUCAGAGCUGGACUUCUGGCUUAUGAGUUCGGUCAUAAGCGUUCAUUAAUGUAAAUCAACCAAUAAGCCGCACUGAACUAUAAGCUGCAGAUUUCAAAAUGAGGGAAAAAUGUAGCGUCUUAUAGUCCGAAAAUUACGGGAGUGUCAUCCAGCAAAUGAUGUCACUAACUCCAUUUAUGUCCAGCUCGGAUCUUUUACAUCCAUUCAAAAGUGAGAUAAUAUUGCCGGAUGACACUAUAAGACACCUGUUAUAAGCAUUCAUUAAUGCUCAUGGCAGUGUCAUAUCAUAGUUAUUAUUGUCUUAUGACAAUCUUAUGACACCACUGCCAAAUAAAGUGUUACCAAAUAC
Molecule: messenger RNA, 3107 nt
Organism: Corythoichthys intestinalis (scribbled pipefish)
Lineage: Eukaryota; Metazoa; Chordata; Actinopteri; Syngnathiformes; Syngnathidae
Gene: kctd5b
Product: potassium channel tetramerization domain containing 5b
Exons: 7
Coding region: 168-944 (258 amino acids)
Biological process (GO): proteasome-mediated ubiquitin-dependent protein catabolic process; protein homooligomerization
Cellular component (GO): Cul3-RING ubiquitin ligase complex; cytoplasm
Molecular function (GO): cullin family protein binding
Source: RefSeq, a predicted model, not a curated record